AUGCCAUCCCAGCAACAUGGGACAUUGGACCACCUCCUGACCGAGGCUGUCGGGCAACGGGCCCAAUCGACCGACUCACUUAGUACGCUGGAGCUGUGCGAAGCCUUUAAUUGGGAGGAGGCUCAGGUGGCCCCUGCCGUGGCUUGCACUCUGCCUGCGAUUGCCUCGUUGAUUGACGACCUGGUCCCGCGGCUUCGGAGUCACGGCAGACUGAUCUAUGUGGGAGCCGGCAAUAGUGGCAGAGUCGGCUUUAUGGACUGUAGCGAGCUACCCGCCACUUUUGCCGCCGAUCCAAAGCAGUUCUUGGCCGUCGUCGCGGGAGGGCCUGAUGCCAUCAUCCAGGCCCAGGAAGGGGCCGAGGACGGGGAGAUGGACGGCGUCACCCGUCUGGAGGCUCUGCAGUUGACGUCCAAGGACACGGUCAUAGGCAUCUCGGCCUCGGGAAGAACCCCUUUCGUGGUCGGCGCACUCCUCCAGGCCCUGAAGAGUGAUGCUCUGACGGUGGGUAUCACGAAUACACAUCCGUCCCGGAUCAGCAGACUUGGAGUCACACAUUGCAUCUCUGCUCUGGUCGGGCCUGAGUUGGUGGCUGGAAGCACUCGACUCAAAGCCGGCAGUGCUGCCAAACAGAUCCUCAACAUGAUCAGUACCUGCUCCAUGAUCCGCCUGGGAAAGACCUACCAGGGCCUCAUGAUCGACGUGGCAAUCAAGAACGACAAACUUCGAGCCCGGGGACGAAGGAUCGUUCGCCAUGUCGCCAAGGGAGCUCCUCUGUACAUGGUCGACGAGAACGGAUCCCUGUCGCCCAACACCAUCCAGCUUCCUGACAGCCUGGAAGGCGAUGCCAUGCUCGACCGCCUGAUUGCGACAUGUGGGAACAGUGUCAAGCUGGCUUCAGCUGUGGCCAUCUCUGGCCUUGACCCUGAUGCUGCCCAACGUCAGCUAGAUCUGAUGGACGGCCACUUUCACCGGUUUGUCGAGAGCCUGAGCCUGCCAGUACAAGGACAAGCUGCCCGGGCAGAGACUAAGGCGCCGGUUCUCCCUAAUGGCAGUGUCAGCCAAGAAUACUUUCUGUCCAUCGACGGCGGUGGAACCAAUUGCACAGUGUGCAUCGCAACGCGGUCCCAGAUUGUCGCCCGCGCCACAGCCGGCGCGUGCAACUUCAACUGCGUCAGUCUGGAACAACUUCUGGAACAAGUCAAGUUGGCUCAAGCCAGGGCGCUGGCUCAAAUGCCUGCCGAAUACCACAGCGGCUCGUUGGCUAAGGCCGGCAGCAUGGCCAGAUGCAGGUUCAAAUUCACCAAGGUGUGGGCAGCCAUUGCUGGCCUGUACCACGCCUACCAACUCGAGACGUUGACGCGACGGCUCGAAGACUUGUUCGGCGUUUCCUUGGAGGACGGCAGUCUCUGGAUCACCAGUGACAGCGUGCUUCCCAGCGCGUGUAUUGGCCUGGAUGACUCGGUGGAAGGGGGAGUUUCGGUGAUUGCUGGCACCGGAUCCGUGGCGACCGCCUUCCGAAAAAGGUCCAACGGCGAGGUGGCUCAGGUAGGCCGCACGGGUGGCUGGGGCCACCUCAUCGGUGACCAAGGCAGUGCCUUCGACAUCGGGAAGAGGGCGUUGCAGACGGUGUUGGUCCGCCUAGAGCAAAGCCAGGGCGGCGAUGGCCAUGGUCAUGAACUGACGGAGCUCGAAGCCCGGAUCUUGGCCAGGCUUGACUGUGGUGGCAAAGGGGAACUGCUCUCGAGCAUUCUUCAUUCGAGUAAACCAGCCAAGCUCCAGAUUGGUGAUGUGGCAAGGGUGGUUACCGACUUGGGCCUUCGAGAAAAGGACCCCGACCCCGAUGCGCUGGCCAUUCUCACGUCUGCAGCCCGAUCUCUGGUGCAACUCAUCCUCCCCUUGACCAAACCCCCCAUUUGUGACCCCGGGGAAAGCUCCCUUGUUUUGUCCGGCGCCCUGCUCAACCUUCCUGGCUAUCGAAAGCUGAUAUUGGACGAGCUGGCCUUCACGCAGCCGAUCCCGUUCAAGAAGGUGGUUGUGUUUGAUGAUGUCUCAGGCUGUGCAGCCCAAUUCCUUGCCAGGCGAACGGGGACGGAGUGA
Capronia epimyces CBS 606.96 is the source of this 2097-nucleotide messenger RNA. Its product is annotated as N-acetylmuramic acid 6-phosphate etherase. The record is from RefSeq and is a predicted model, not a curated record. Gene Ontology annotation, molecular function: carbohydrate derivative binding; ether hydrolase activity; carbon-oxygen lyase activity. Gene Ontology annotation, biological process: amino sugar catabolic process; peptidoglycan turnover. The transcript has a single exon. Lineage: Eukaryota; Fungi; Ascomycota; Eurotiomycetes; Chaetothyriales; Herpotrichiellaceae. The coding region runs from base 1 to 2097 and encodes 698 amino acids.